Messenger RNA from Polychytrium aggregatum, 1167 nucleotides. RefSeq names its product polynucleotide kinase 3 phosphatase-domain-containing protein. The coding region runs from base 1 to 1167 and encodes 388 amino acids. The transcript has a single exon. Gene Ontology annotation, molecular function: double-stranded DNA binding; polynucleotide 3'-phosphatase activity; ATP-dependent polydeoxyribonucleotide 5'-hydroxyl-kinase activity. The record is from RefSeq and is a predicted model, not a curated record. Lineage: Eukaryota; Fungi; Chytridiomycota; Chytridiomycetes; Polychytriales. Gene Ontology annotation, biological process: DNA repair.
AUGCCCUCAACCACAGUUCAGUGGGUCACCCAUGAAACCCUGCUGAUCGCCACCGCUGGCGACCAGACGCCAAGCUCCAAGAUCGCUGCCUUUGAUCUCGACGACACCUGGAUUGUGCCCAAGAGCAAGCGUGUGCAUUCCAAGGAUGCCGACGACUGGAAGUGGAUCUAUGUUGGCUCGCCAGACAAGCUCCGGGCUCUGGUGAAAGAGGGCUUCCGCAUCGUCGUUCUGACCAACCAAGGCGGCCUCACCAACGAUGACAAGGAGGAGAUCUUCAGGACCAAGGUCGAGAACAUUGCUGCGACGCUCGACGGCGUCCCGUUGCUUCUCGUAGCUGCCAAGGGCCGUGAUCACUUCCGCAAGCCUCGGCUUGGAAUGUGGGAGUACUUUGCCACCCACUUGAACGGCGGUGUUGAGAUCGAUCUCAGCGCCAGCUACUAUGUUGGCGAUGCGGCAGGCCGGCCCAACGACUGGACUCCGGGCUUCAAGAAGGACUGGGCUGACACUGACCGCAAACUGGCCCUGAACAUGCGAGUGGACUUCCAUAUCCCCGAGACCUUCUUUGGCAACCAGAAAACCCCUCCGCUGCCCCUGCUCGAAUUCGAUCCUGCCGUCUAUCUGGAGUCGGUCGUCGACAAGGCGGCCCCUGAGCCGGCGCUUGCCCUGGAUGCUGCCGCUCGCCAGCAGCAGCCAGAUGUCGUUGUCUUUGUCGGCUUUCCUGCCUCGGGCAAGUCGCAUGCGGCCCUGAAGCACUUUGUCCCGAAUGGCUACGUGCAUGUCAACCAGGACAACUGCAGGUCCCGAGCGGCCUGUCUCAAGCUUGCCGAGCAGUCGCUGCAGAACAAGUCCUCGAUCGUCAUCGACAACACAAAUCCAGACCGGAAGGCGCGCGAAGGAUACGUUGCGCUGGCAAAGAAAUACGGCGCCUCCGUCCGCUGUCUCUGGUUCAGGGCCUCGCUCGACCUCUGCAACCACAACAACGCAUAUCGAGAGCAUAUCCAGAAGGCGGACCACAGCCAUGUCCCCGAUGUCGCCUUUGCGAGCUUCCGGUCCCGCUUCGAGGAGCCGCUCGUCGACGAGGGAUUCGGCGAGGUGAUUCCGAUCGAUUUUGUCCCUCAAUUCGAGUCUGAUGCAGAGAAGCAGAGCUGGCUGAUGUUCCAUUUCUAG